Molecule: messenger RNA, 1914 nt
Organism: Magallana angulata
Lineage: Eukaryota; Metazoa; Mollusca; Bivalvia; Ostreida; Ostreidae
Exons: 2
Coding region: 176-1708 (510 amino acids)
Molecular function (GO): zinc ion binding
Source: RefSeq, a predicted model, not a curated record
UGUGUUUUUAGUACAUGUACGUUGUAUUGCCGACGCCGUACGUAGUAUCUUAGUAUGGACUACAGUGUAGGGUAUCGUUCACAAAGGUUCUCUUGUUAUAUGUUGGGAUAAUGGCCUGUUUAUAAAGCAGGUAGUAGUACAGGUAAUAUUUUAAUGUUGUAACAAUUAUCUUAAGAUGGCAUCAAAAGAUGAAGCCCAGGACUUCGUGGGAUGUAAUUUGUGUCAGCAACCUGUCUCAUUUUUUUGCAGACGAUGCGGAGUCAAUCUCUGUGACCCCUGUGCUAUCAGACAUCUACGCGUGAAAUCUAAAAACGGACAUAAUAUUGUAGAUUACACCAGCAAGGAUGAUGACGACACAUGCCACCGUGAUUACCAUUCCCACAAGUGUUUUGUCUUAUUAGGCUGUAUUAUUAGUCUGAUAGCUCUUUUUUUACAUCUGCAAAACAAUUGUUCCGCAAUGUACCAACUAUUCACAGAUGAAGUGACAGCACGGGAAGAAGAGUACCAAAAACAGAUUGAAGAGGUUGUAAAGAAACUUCACCAGAAAAUGGAUGACAUGCAAAAAGAACACGAGGUUGUCCUACAGAAACAAAAGAAAGAGUUUGAAGAAAUGAUUGAGAAAGUGUGGGACAUGCAAAAGGCACAGAAUGAUGUACUACAGAAACAAAAGAAAGAGUUUGAAGAGAUUAUUGAAAAGGUGAAUGAAAUAAACGAGAAAACAAUAAAAAUACAGAAAACAAAGAUCGUCAAAGAAAUGCAGACUUUCAUUCCAUAUACAUGUAUUCGGAAACGGAAAAUUAUGACUGAGGUUUUACAGUAUUCAAUUCCAAAAUUAUAUAAACGUAAAAUAGAUGAACUUUUGGAAAAUGAAUUAACAGAAAAUGAGUUCUCGUGUAGAAGAAUUUUGGAUAUACCGACAGUUACUUCUGUUAUAGACACUGGGUUCCCUGCUGAUGAAAAGUAUAAAAGCCGUCUGUUUGACAUGGCCGUUACCGACGAUAACAAAGUGUGGAUGGGAGGAGCAAGCAAUGAACUGAAGUUGUUUGAUCUCCAGGGACACCUCCACCACACCGUCAGCAUUACUAACAUAGGCAUGUACUUAUGUAUGCACAACAAACAAGUAGUGUACAGUGAUCAAUCAGAUAACACCAUGAAAAUGAUAUUUGGCACCGACAAUGUGGUGACGAUGUUCACUACCGGGGACUGGGUCCCAUACGGCGUCACAAGCACUGCAUCCGGUGAUCUACUGGUCUGUCUCCGUAAAGACGAUCAGUCCAAAGUCGUCCGAUACAGCAGUACCGGUACCGUGCUCCAGGAAAUCCAGUACGACUCGCAGCGUCAACCUCUGUACAAAAAGGCGGCUUAUAUCACUGAGAAUGUCAACGGGGACAUCAUUGUAACUGACUGGAAGAAAAAAGCAGUCAUUGCUGUCGAUAGAUUGGGCAUAUUUCGGUAUUUAUACUCGGGCAAGGACAGUGAAUUUUUCGCCUGUUCAGUCGCCACUGAUUCUGUUGGUCACGUCAUCGUUACAGGUGGUGUUGGUAAAAAGAUUUCCAUGCUGGACAGAGACGGACGAUUCCUGAGAUACAUCAUUCCCGAGGGAGGAAUUAAAGAUCCACGCGGCGUGUGUAUCCUUGGGGACGUUGAGAUGAUGGUGGGAGAGUGUCUGACCGGAAUCGCCAAAAGAAUAAAAUACUUAGAAGAUUGAGGAGACAUCUGUUUUUGAUAUCAAUGUGUUGUAAUAGCAAUGAAUGUAGGAUAUUUUUGAAUGAAUUAAUAUAAAUAAAGAUCUCAUGUAGCAAACAUAAUGUGACAGUGAAAUAAACCUCAAUCAACUGCCAUAAAUAUCGCAUUUGAUUUUAAGACUGUAAAAUGCAAACAGCAAGAAAUUAAUAAUACGAUCUUUUUUAUAAG